AUGAUUACCGCUCUAACUAAAGCAAUAGCACAGCAACAAAGACAACAACCGAUGCCUCCUCCAGCCCCUCCAGUCCAAGUUGAAUUGGAUAAUAAUGACAUCAUCAACCUAACGCAAAAAUUCAUGAAAAUGAAACCACCAACUUUCUUGGGUGGCAUUGAGCCAUUAAAGGCAGAAUCAUGGCUACUUGAAAUGGAAAAAUUAUUCAAGGUCUUCCCCUAUACUGAGAUGCAAAAAGUUCUUUUGGCCACCUACACCUUAAAAGAUAAAACCCGUGGAUGGUGGCUGUUAAUUCGAGGAAGUAACGGGAAUAUGACAUGGACCCAUUUCAAUGAGAUCUUUUAUGACAAAUACUUUCCCCAAUGCUUUAGAGAUUGGAAAGUGUCCGAGUUCCAAAAACUUAAGCAAGGGAAGAUAUCUAUAGCCGAGUACGAAGCUAAAUUCACUGAGUUGGCCAGAUUUGCUCCUCAUAUGGUCGACACGGAUUACAAAAAGGCUCAAAAAUUUGAAGGGGGAUUAGACUUGAACGUGUAUGACCAAGUAGGUGUGCUGAAAUUAUGUACAUAUGUUGACGUCCUUUAUAGAGCACUGAUGGCAGAGGCCAUUCUAGUAGUAAAGAAACAAGCUACAAUUCCACUGACUGAAUGGAAAGGCAAGAGGGCCAGGUUUAAUUUCAAGAAGGGCCGAUCAUUUUUGAAAAGACAAAACACAGGAUCAUCUAGUAGUUCUGGUCAAAGUAGUGGAUCUAUACCAAACUGUCCAAAUUGUGGCAAAAAACAUAGAGGAGUAUGCUAUCGUGUAUCUGGUGCCUGUUACCGAUGUGGCAAAGUUGGCCAUAUGAUAAAAGAUUGUCCACUGGGAUCCAGGAAUGCCUGUCACCCCAUAGCAAGUUUAGCUGGGUCUGUUUCAGUGGCCAGAUCAAAUUCCAAAACUAAUGCCAGGGAAAACAAGGGGAAUGAAACAUUAAGACAAGAGAGAGUAUUCGCCUUGGUGCCUGGGGAUGUACAGAAUACUGAAUUAGUAGUGUUAGGUAUAAUUUCUAUCUGUGCUCAGGAUGCAUAUGUGCUAAUUGAUUCUGGUUCCACGCAUUCAUUUGUAUCACAUGCUUUUUCUUGA
Camellia sinensis is the source of this 1116-nucleotide messenger RNA. Lineage: Eukaryota; Viridiplantae; Streptophyta; Magnoliopsida; Ericales; Theaceae. The record is from RefSeq and is a predicted model, not a curated record.